AUGCCAGUCAAAAGAGAACUUCUUAUUGAUCCUUACACCUCUCAGGAAGGAGAAGAUGAGAAACCCCCUCAAACACCUACCAAGAAGAAGCCUUCCAAAUCGAUGACUCCCUCUCCAAAGAAAACCAAGACCGCCCCCAGCCCCGGAACCUCAUCUGCCGCGACCACCCCUAUCGACAAAGAUGGACUUAGCGCCAAAGGCAAAUAUGCAUUGAUGAUCAUCGAAAAAGGUAUUGAGAAAUUGGAUAAAGCUGAUGUGGAAGCUGCUACCGGCUUGAAAGCGAGGCAGCAAGCGGAUAUGACUAGGAAAGAUGGGAAAGGAGCUUUAUGGAAAUCCUUAAUGGGUGCUAUCGAGAAACUCUAA
This is a messenger RNA of Kwoniella shivajii, 363 nucleotides long. RefSeq lists its product as uncharacterized. NCBI's taxonomy places the organism in Eukaryota, Fungi, Basidiomycota, Tremellomycetes, Tremellales, Cryptococcaceae. The record is from RefSeq and is a predicted model, not a curated record. Bases 1 to 363 code for a protein of 120 amino acids. The transcript is spliced from 2 exons.